UACAUCUGUUUACUCGAAGUACCUAUUCUGUUUUAUAAUUGAGAAUUUGGGUUUAGUCGGAAUAAAUGUUUGAUUUACAUUGUAAACUAUCUAAUUAGUUUACUGAUUCACGAUGGAAGAUGUGAAAAAAAUUCUGAAGAGCAUUCUUGUUUCCACCCCGAAAAAACUGAAAGUCUACGAGCUGAAUCUGGAAUACAAGGCAAUUGUCGGUAGCAACAUACCGUUCGGAAAAUUCGGUUACAGUGAUUUGGUUGGGUUCUUGAAAAGUUUGUCUGACAUCCUCUCUGUGAAAGGCGACGAUGUAUUUUGUACAGUCGACGUUCUCUCUAACAGAAUAACGCACACUAAGAGACGAAAGAAGAAAAAGAAGAAAUCCUUUUCAGACACUCGUAACGAUCAGAUAGCAUUGAGAACGACACCAGUACAUCAGAGGCAAGAUGAAGUAUUUCUCCUGACCAGCAACACGCCCGGCUGUUUCCAAAGGAUCACCCAAGAUGGAAUCCUUUCCCACAUUUCGAAUCCUUUAGGAGUAAACGUCGAUAUGCAUAUCGACUACAGAAAGGAAAAAUUGCAAUUCGCUGCAGAAAUUGAUUACGGUAGACUAGCAGCCAUCAAUAGGGGACAGUUGAUGAGGGAACUCGAAAAAAGGGAGCAAGGGAUGCAAACGGAGGAGAAAAAACAGCUGCGCUACCCCAAAUCGGAGAUAACGAUAGAGAAGAAUGGUGAGAGAAUCAAGAUUAAUCCACAAUCUGGGAAGAUCGAAAAAAAACUCAAUUUCGAAGAGAAUUACAUCUCUGCUACAAUAAUGCAAUGUGUCAAGAAUACUGGAAGUUUCACAAAAAACUCGAAUAAUAUUCCGAGCAUAGAAGAGGUGCAAUCGGAAACCAAGAAAAUCGUUGCUGUUGACUACAAAUCAGCGACGAACCGAACAGAACAAACUGACAUUUCCGCUGUCAACCAAACGCCAAUCUCACUAAUGGACGAGCCAAUACCAAAGUCACUUCCAGAGGUUCCCAAGAUCUUCAGGAAGCCUACACCAGAAGAUAUGAUCGACUUCGGCUGUGUUGUGACAAGACCUGGUUGUAAACCUGCAUCGAAAGCUCUCCCCUUCAUUGAAAUGUUGAGAUUGGUCAAAAGACUCAAUUUGAAUGGUACCAAGUAGAAAACGAAAUAGUGAAGGAAUUAUUUGUUGUUUUUUUUUUGGAGUUGGGAAUUUUUUGGAAGGAAAUUGAUUCAUUACAGAACGUUUUAUUGUUGAAGACUGUAUUAUGUAGAUUUUUUCUGAAUAAAGGACAGAAAUUGGG
This is a messenger RNA of Coccinella septempunctata (seven-spotted ladybird), 1304 nucleotides long. RefSeq lists its product as uncharacterized. The transcript is spliced from 4 exons. The record is from RefSeq and is a predicted model, not a curated record. Lineage: Eukaryota; Metazoa; Arthropoda; Insecta; Coleoptera; Coccinellidae. Bases 113 to 1162 code for a protein of 349 amino acids.